Molecule: messenger RNA, 7608 nt
Organism: Xyrichtys novacula (pearly razorfish)
Lineage: Eukaryota; Metazoa; Chordata; Actinopteri; Labriformes; Labridae
Source: the annotation of a GenBank genome assembly
AUGAUUCUUUGCAGGAUACCGAAUGGCUUAUACGGUAAAAAUGUAGGGGUCAAGAAUGUAAACACUUUUUGAUAUAUAUUUUGGUAAAGAAACCAACUUCAAAACAAAUUAUGUUGAUACAUAACAAAGGACACUUUCAAACACUCUAAUCAAUUUUAUCGGUAAAUACGGCAUUUGUAGUCAAAUUUAAAAUGCAGACAUAGGUAGAGCACCCCUUGAAGGAAUAAUAGUUUAAUCCAAAUCUGCAAUACUGUCAAUGUCACGUUUGUUGCAUUGGAAAGCUAACUGUCCGAGUGAGUGUGUCUGUAAUUAUAUUAGAUAUGUAUAAGUUAAACAGUAUUUCAGUUAGUUCUUUGAGUAACGUUUGCAGACAGCUGGCCGCCUCCCUGCAGACCAACAGCAGCUCUCUGUAAGUAUUUAGGGACACGGUUUCCCUGUUUUCCUGUUAGCUAACAGCUGAUUCUGUGGGAUGAAUGUGACAGACGCUCCUAAUAAGCCUUGGGAGGUAACUGAAUGAUACGAAAUGGAGUCUCGUGUUGUGUAUAUGUGUUUAGAUGUGGAAGCAGCGGGCUGAAGAGAACAUUAUGCAGCAGCACAGUCAAACUUCAGGAGGCAGCAGCAGCACCAACUCCAGCAUCAGGGUCCGAGAAAACCUCCAGAGAAUUCAGGUCAGACAUCCCUGUAAAUAAGCAUGUCUAUGUCCAGGUUAAUUUUACAUCCUUUUUAUAAGUUAUUCACCUCAUGUUUGAUUUCGCAGCCAUUUUCCCCCAAUCCCUGGUCAGGACAGUCCUCUGAGAUGGGCCGGAAAAAAGUUUGAAGAGUUGCCAAUCAUUCACGUUAAAGCCACAUACAACAAGUAAGUACUAAUGCCUGUCAGAGUUGCCUCAAAAGCUUUUACGACCUGUUCCCUGAUAUGUUUUUAUAGGGAGGUCCGGGGAUCGGUGUAGUGUUUCGAACGAUUCGUUCAAAAGAACCGAAUCUUUUAAGUGGACGUACGGAACCGAAGCAUUUCCUUGAGUGAUUCGUUCAUUCAUUCAUCUCACUUCAGGUCAACUGAAGUGAGAAACAGCAUUGCCAGUCAAGCAGCCGGCUAACGAGGGGCGUGAAAGAUCACGCAUUGAACUACACUCUCUGGAAUCAGUUUUGUCAGACAAAACUACUUUUUUUUUUUUUUUAACUGCUAAAUUGCCACCACAACAACUUGUCUACAAUAGGACACAGCAUGAAACAAGUGGUGCAUUAAACCCGCAGCAUCCUACCAUUGCAGCGGUUUGCGAGGGAACGAUGCAUGCUCAGUGUGAAUUCUUCUAAACUUUCUGUGAACGAAUCACUCACUGAGCCCAAUUUACCAAGCAGACCUGAUAAAUAAUGUACCAUAGGACAGUACACACAAAACAUCAUGACUUAUAAACAAGUUCAUUUUUACAAACCUGUUUGCUAAAGCCACAACACUCUCAUCUCCUGGUCCCAGAAACUAUGAUCGGAACUGAAUCCUGAACCGUUCAGCUGUGUAUCAUUUAAGGAGAUCGGAGUCGCAGGCUUCUCCUGCCAAACUCUACAUGAUUCGGUGAUUUGGUGAACAAAUCUUUUGAAUGAAUCUUUUUAGUGAACUGGUUCUAGUGUUUCAGUACAUUUAAAAGAACUGCCGUGCCCAUCACUAGAUCAGUGAAAAUAAUAAGAAUUUAAUAAAACAAUGACAUUAGUAAAAAUUGGCAUGGUAGAAAUGAUAGAAAGUAUAGCAACUACAGGUAAAAAUCAUUUCAAUCCAAGAAGAGUAGCACGCUGAGCAACUGGAACAUGCAGUCACAAAGUCAUCCUUAAAACAUUCACAGUUCUUAGUUUCAUUGAAAGACAAUUAAAUUUCCAAAGUCUCUCUAAAUUUGGAGUUUUUAGCUCAGAUACAGAGCUGACGCAUUAGCCAGUCGGACACAAACACUACUAGGGGUGGGAGAACAAAAUCAAUUCACAUAAGUAUCGUGAUUUUUUUGUUUUACAAUUUUGAAAUCGAUUUUUUUGGUCAAAAAUCUUUUUAUUUUUUUCAAAGUUAAGAAUAAAUCUUAAAAACUGACUUACAUAUGUUGUAUAUUUUGGGAAAUAUGGUGCCUGGAAUAGUCAGUAGACAAUCAUAAUCACUCAACUGCUUCACUGGUGUUAAAAAUGCAGACUUAAAGUCGAGAAAAUCGACAGUAUCAUAGAAUCACAAUUUAAAUCGAAUCAACAUCUAAAAAAAUCGUAGAAAAAUCAAAUAGGGAGAAAAGCAUAUUGUCCCAGCCCUAAACACUACUGUUGAAUUACUGUUGUUUCAUGCAUACUGUCAUGUGUUUCAUGGAUUUCUGCAAAAUGGAGGUUCAGAACUGCAAGAGCUUCCUGUGUAGCAGUAUUUGAUACUAAAACUCACUCUGCCAUAACUUAAAAAAGCCCAAGCAUGAAUUGUUCAUUUCUUACUUAAAGGCAGUUUUGGGGUAUAAAAAGACUAUGAAGACAUUUGACUAUUUGUCAUUUCAAGUAAAAAAGAUGGACGUAGUCAAACAGGCAAAGUAUAAACUAUGAUUCUUUCUCUAACCCAGGUGAGAUCUUAAAAAAGGGCUAAUGAUCGAGUGUGUCCAUUAAGCAGGAGAUUAUUUAUAGCACGGAAUCAAAGGCAGACCUCAUGAGAACAUCUUGCUUAAUACUUGUCGUGAGGACCGCUUAUUGGGAACAUUUAACUUGUACUCAGAGUCACAGUGUGGUUAAUAUGUUCUGUUCUGUUCCAGCACACACAUCCAGCUGACGGACAGCGCAGGACAGUCUCUGGUCAGGACGUCCUGUGGUACAGAAGGCUUCAAGAACGUCAAGAAGUCGACGCCUAUUGCUGCUCAGACUGCAGGAAUCUCUGCUGCAGCAGUGAGUGACAGUGAUGAUAAUAGAAAAUCUUUAUAUACGGAGCACUUUUCUAAACUCCCCGAGGGCUCUACGUAAAUAAAACAAAGAAUAUGUUCUCUAUGAAAAAGAUGAACUCUUAGUGAAGAAACUCAUCCCCUGAUAUAUAUGCUCUACUAAUAAGUAACACAGCCCUCUACCUGGCCCCUAAUGCCACUCAUGUCUGGAACAUCAAAAUAAGUGGGUGCAAAUGGGCAGCAAGCACAAGAACAUUACCAGGAUUAUCAAGUGGGCACCUUCCUAAACAGUGUUUUGUCAAGGUAGGCUGAGGACAUGAUUGAGAGGCUUUACAGACAGCUCCAGUGUCAGCAGAAAAAUGUCUGAGUUUUUCUGACACCCUACCUGACUGUGAGAGAUCGAUGUCUGUGUGUUACCCUGAGACACAGGAUCAAAAGUACAUGGCGAUCUCUCAUAAUAUUAAAAUCCAGUCCUAAUUUUUCUGUCUGAAUUAUUUAAGCCUCAUGAAGAAAUUUGUGUUUGUGUUAAAUUUGGAGCCCUCUUUAGACACAGUGAUGUGUCUUAUUUUCUGUGAUGUUCUCCUGAACAAGUUUAGGUAGUGCUUAUGAGAGUAUGAUAAAAGAGUAUGAUGGUGGGUCUGCCCCUAGUUUCUUCAACCUGUUGGGAUAUGUCUUGUCUGACUGCUAAACUCUUUAGGUCCUUACACACUGGGGCCGACGCAGAUAUAGAACGCAAAAUUAUGAAAUAUUCUGAGGCGAAUUUUGACGCGCCUGACUGUACACAUCACGCCCGAUGCGAUUUUGCGACUUUCCGGGGGGAAAAGACUUUUCCCGGGGAAAGUCCUGCCUCCUUCGCCUCUGAUUGGCUAGAAAAGCUGGAAAUGUCAUCACACGCUCAAGCCCAAAUGGUCAGCACUUAUAGCCAAUCAGAGGCGAUAAGAUAAGCACAUGAAACUAUGGUAACAAUAGUUAGCUUACAUUAGCACAGAUGAAAGUUAAAACAAAGACGUUUAGCAAACUGUUCAAGCACACAAACUAUCGUCAUAUGAGAGAUCCGACGCUAUGUUGUCCUUCAGGUUGUUAUCUUUGUAAUAUUUGUGUCUUUUAUCAUAAAGCACUCUGUUCUCUUGUAAUCAAUCAGCCGGUCGGAAGUGAUUGGUCAGAAGUGGACACACAGUAUGCGAAACUUUAGAAAAAUCGACCGUGAUCCGAAAAAAUAAGUGCCGCAAUAUCGCAGGAUGGGAAAACAUUGCUGAUGUGAACACUUGUAUUGAAAUAAUCGCAUGACAAAAAUGGUCCCGGUGUGAAAGGACCUUUACAGUACCUAAAAGUGUGGAAAAAUGAUGAGAUAAAAACAUGAUUAUCCCUGAUGGUUUGGCUGCUUCAUGUAGAGAAGUCUGUUUUAUGACCAGCUAAAACCUCCUUAGUACGGCUUUAAAUUUACUGCACUAAGAAAAGUUGCACCAAAGAUAAAUAAAAGGGUCAGUGUUGUCUUGCUUCCCUGAAAUCUCAUUGUAUUCCUCACAUUUUAAGUGGUAUAUUUUGGAUUAUUUAAAUCGUCUCCUCUGCAAAAAAGUAACCCUCUCAUACUGUCACCACAAUAUAUAGGUGUGAUUUAAGAAAUGAUCCAAUUAGAUGGUGAAACAGUUGCAGACCUUCAUUAAGGACUUGUUUGCAUAGAUAUUGGGACACCCAAGCAGGAAAAGCAAUUCAUUUGAAUAAAUAGAUUUAAGCAGGAACCACUUCUUGUUUUUUUUUUUUCACCCUGUGUAACAACAAUUUAAAUGUGUUAAACUUGUGUAGUAAAUAAGCUGCCCUCAACAAGAGGCUGUGACAGAGAGCAGCAGAAGGUCUUAUUUAGACUCUAAAUUAGCCUGAUUUAUGCAGACUGCUGGCUAACAGGGUUAGAGUCGCACUGAUUCACGGGCUGAAGUGUUUAUCACUGUUCCUUCAAGUCUUUUAUCACGUUAGAGAAUGUGUUGUUGAGAUUGUUGUGAACACUGGUCUGCUGUGUUCAGAUAAGGAGGAGUUCAUAUGAACAUAUUGCAACGUCAGAGUAACUCUAAUAAGGGCUGUAACUGUUUUUGGUUUUAUCAUCCAUUGAUCCAAUUGACAAAAUAAGCUACCAAUCAGCUCAAACAACUCAAGAUUUGUGUUUGACCUGGAGAACCAAAAGAUAUGGGGCUCUAUUUCCGUGCCCGCCGGCGGUGUGGCGGCGCUUACAGUGACACUUGUUGAGGUGCUGCCCUCUGUCGCCAUCGUGUGGCAUUGCUGUCUUCAGCCACCCUUGAUCUCUUUGACUGCUGCACGAAAACUGUAACACGCCUCGCCAGUGGCGGAUUUCAAGGUGAGGUGAGGAGAGGAGCUGAUGUGAUUGGUGAAAACAGGUCUCGGCUGAGUUAAAUCCACUCCAUGCCCUCUCUUCUCCCUCUCUACGACUUACGCCGCUGGGAGGACCUGAAUAAUGGAGGGGGGUACUUGUGCCUUGUUGGCACGGCGGACCUGACCCACGCUGCGCCACGUCGCCGGCUAGGCACGGAAAUGGAACCCAUGAUCUUAACUGUGAUGCUGAUAGAAAAAAGCAGUUAAACAGUUCAGUAAUGUUAACACUCAAUGGUUAUGAAACACAAUCAUCAAAACUAUCUCCACAAAUUUGAUCUGCAGUAACUGUUUGUUUUUUCUUUACUGAUUUCUUACUGACUCAAAGUUAAAAACUCCAGUUUUGCUGUAAAUGUGCACAUCAGUCCAAUCUGUGUCUCUCCUCUCAACAGAAAGCCACAGCGAAGGGAGUGACGUUUGUGCGAGUUGUGGUCAGAGGUCUGGGCCCCGGACGUCUGGUGAGUAAAAGGAAAUAUUAAGUGUGUUUUGUGUGUUACCAAGUCCUUUUGUAUUUAUAGAUCCUACACACACUUUACCCUACCACUAUUCUUUUUUAAUGUUUGCUGGUUGCAGGUCUAAAUGGGUCUCAAACUGACAUAUUGGUAUUGAAAAAAAAUUUGACCGCAUGCUUUGAUAAAAAACUGCUUUAAAACAUAAGGAAAGAAGGUUUUGCGUGAUUGUAACUGUUUUGUGAGAUAUUUUGUGGAUUCAGACUCUAUAGUUUAACAUACUCUGCAGAAAAAUGAACAGUGUGGCGAUUUAAUGAAGUCAGAUUAGCAUUUUUCAAGUUACACUCAAGAUAUUCACAUUUAUUUAAAAGUCUAUCUUAUAAACAGUCCGUUUGUUUUUCACCUGUUGUAAUCCAUAUUGAUCUCAGAAAUCUCAUCAGUCAGGCUCAAGUAUAUUGUUAUUUGCAUUGCUAUUUAAAGCUCCUAUGAGAAUUUUUAGCAGGUCAUAAAAAAGAUUGAAUUUAGUGUUUGUGUCGCUCCUCUAUAUAGUCACUAAAAUGGCCCAAACUUUACAAGACACACCACUAAAUUGUCUCUUUUAUUAAUUUAUUUCUUUGUCAUUAUUAGUAUAUUUUUUUGCGUUGUUCACAGUUGACUGAUUUAACAUUUGAUGAUUCAAGAGCAGGUCAGAUGUUUUAUUUAAUCAUAACAAACGAGAAAAGAAAAUGUCUUACGUAACAUUUAUUAAAUAAAUAACGGACUGGAAAAUGUUUGCAACAAAGUUAUGAAAACAAAAUCUAGUCAAAUAUUUAGUAUGAAUCUUUUAUGGAAUUAAUAGAAAAGAAAAAUACUUUGGGUUGUGCUGUAAUUAAAAAAUAAAUAAACCAACCAAACUUUAUCUAUAUUGUACCAAUUUUUGAACAAAUAUUAUCUCCAGAUGCUUUGACGAAGAAGCAGGUCAAGAUCACAGUUCACAAUGAUUCGUUUUUUAUAAAGUUAGAUAGGUUGAGCUGUAAUCUCACCUAGAAAGAUAAGACCCAUUCUUAUCUAAUCUUAAUUCACCAUGAGCUUAACUUCCCACAGUAUUAUUUUUUAUAAAAUAUGAUAACCGGGUUAUCAUAUUUUAUGCCGCGCCUAUGCCACGCCGCCGGCGAGGAAUGAAAAUAGAGCCCCAUAUGUUACUAUACUCUCAGCGCUGUCUGCAGCACAUCAUUGACUUGCUGAAGAAUGAUGUAAAAAACCAAGUAAUUUUUUUUUUGAGAAACAACACUUUGAACACUCUUCUUUUUGUUAAACCAACCCAUAAUCUACAUAGAAAAACUCAAAAACCGGUAACUUCUUAUAUUUUUUACCAUUAAAUUUCAUACUGAAAUUUAAAAUCCUGCUCUGACCGGGCUGGAAUAUUCCCUCAUUUGCAAGUUUAUUUGAUCAGAAAAGUAGCCUCCGAUUUCCAGUGGAGGUUAAAAAGCACUGAGUUCCAUAUUAUAACAGUGGGAUACAAUUACUAUGUAUUUUUCAUUGUGUGUGUGACUGGGCUGCCCUGCCUUAAUCUAAUACAGCGAGAGUAUCUCAAACAAACCUGUCGCUGCAUAAAGAAAUAUGACCUUUAAUUAAUUUCAGCCCUUUCAUAAUGAGGAUCAUUUAAGGCUGUUUAAGGGGCCACACACAUCUUGAUCUGCUCCCAUUAGCUUUGUUGAUGAAUGAGCGCUUUCUCUCUCUGUCUUGCAGUCUGCGAUCAAAGGCCUGACAAUUGGCGGCCUGCAGGUGGUAUCGAUCACUGACAACACCCCCGUGCCACACAAUGGAUGCCGCCCACGCAAAGCCAGACGGACAUGACCUCAGCAAAGCCAGGAGUUGUGUGUGUGCUGUAAAAUGCUAAUAAAGUGUUGUGUUGUGUAACUCUA